Messenger RNA from Sclerotinia sclerotiorum 1980 UF-70, 375 nucleotides. RefSeq lists its product with no specific name. Lineage: Eukaryota; Fungi; Ascomycota; Leotiomycetes; Helotiales; Sclerotiniaceae. The record is from RefSeq and is a predicted model, not a curated record. Bases 1 to 375 code for a protein of 124 amino acids. The transcript has a single exon.
AUGGACCAAAUCAAUGCCAUCAAAAUGAAAGCCAUUCUCCCCGAAAAAGAAGAUAGCGUCUGUCCCGCCACCCAAGCUGCAGAGGAGACCUCACACCCUACCCCAUCCGCAUCAAAUGACAAGCACGUCGAUACAAAUCAGGCUUCGACUCCCAAGAAAACUAGUAGAACACCUCUCCCAUCAGCACCUCUUGCUCCCACUCGUUUCGCAUAUGCAAGUCGUGCAUAUAGUUCGUGGCGAGCUCGCAAGAGAAGACUCCAACGUUGGGGUAUCGAAAUCGAGAUUCGUGAACCGAGUAUUGCUCAGAGGGGGUUGAAAUAUCGAUGUAGGGAAUUGAGUGGGCUUCGGUGGUCGCAAACUUAUUCUGAGAGGUAG